UGGAGGCGACGGGAGGCGCGGGGAGCCAGCCGGGGUCGAGCGUCGGAGGAGGCCGCUAGAGCCCCGCUUGUCACAGGCCACCGGGCAGCCACUGGGCACACGCUGCGCGCAGUGAGGAGCCACCGCAGACCCCCUGCACCAAACUUCAAGUCCGGAGCAGGGGUGAGAGGCUGGGCAUCAAGACGGGUGGCGGAUAGUGUCAGGACGCUGCCCCCCUCCCCGGAGACCGCCACCUCCACCCCACCUCUGCUGAGUCUCAGCCCCUACACUCCGGCCACUAUAUUGCCUUUGGCCAGGGAUGAAGCCGGGAGGCCGUGGCCCCAUGGCGGCCCGGGAGUCCGAGCCCGCCGACCUGCCCCUGGUUCUGCCGCGGCCCUGGGCCUGUCCCGCUGACGUGCGGCUCUGCGGCCACCUGCGGAAGCAGAAGUCCCAGCGCCGCCGUUUCUUCGUGCUCCGAGCCGACCCACCACGCCUCGAGUGCUACGAGAGCGAGAAGAAGUUCCGUGCCGGCCAAGCGCCGCCCAAGCUCAGCGUGAGCCUGGCGGGUGCGUGCACCAUCAGCAAGCGCGUGGACGCUCGCCAGCGCCACCUGAUCGUCCUCUACACGCGCGACCGCAGCCUGGGCGUGGCGGCGGCCUGCGAGGCGGAGCAGCAGGCGUGGUACAGCGCCCUGCUCGAGGCGAGCGCGGCCGCCGGUCCCAGCUUCCACGAGGACCCCGGCGCCUGGAUUCUCGCUCCAUUUCAGGACGUCUGGCCCGUGAUGCUGCGGCCCAAGGGACUGGGGCGAACACCAGGCCUGGGCAGCGGCCGCUACCGCCUGUGCCUGGGUUCGGGGGUGCUGAGCCUGCUGCGGAAGCCCAAAGGCAGAGGCUCUGGGGACACCCAGGCUUCGCCGCCCGCCCUGCGCCUGUCCCUGCUCAGUGUGCGCCUCUGCGGCCACGCAGACUCUUUCUUCUUCCUGGAGCUCGGCCGCUUGGCGCCCACGGGUCCCGGGGAGCUGUGGCUCCAGGCGCCCGACGCGGUGGUGGCCCGAAGCAUUCACGAGACCGUACUGGCCGCCAUGAAGCGACUCGGGGAUGGCAGUGCCAGUGGCAGGGCUGAGCCACUGCCAAGGGAUGCCCCCACGAGCGCUUACAGACCCUCUGCCUCCCAACCUUAUGCGACCCUGGCCUUGGCAGCCCAGUCAAGCGGCCUGAGCCAUCUCGGGGGCCUGGGGGAGAGGAGCGGGAAAGCAACCCGCAAGACGCUGGCAACGGCAGCCUUGCUCCCCAAGGACUUGGUGCGGGAAGGGGGCUACGCAGCCAUGGGAGCCGGGAGCGACUACGAACCCAUGGGAGGUGGCGAAGCAGGUGGCUACAUGGUAAUGGCAUCCCGUGGCCUUGCGACUUCUGCCCAUGCCGCUCCCCACGACCCGCUCCAACGUUGCGGGGUCACCAAAUACAUGCCCAUGAGCCGCUUUUCGCGGGGGUCCUUGUCCUCGAGCUCCCUGCCCCGUUCCUAUAAGCUGGGGGCCUGGGAGCCUGGACCUUCCUUCCAAGGCCCCUCUCGCAGCAUUAGGGAACGUUGGGGACCAGCAAGGACUCACCCCUCCUUGCAGCCACCCUCAGAGCUAGCUGGGGAGUACGUGUGUAUCAAGUACAUGGCUCCGGACUACUUAGGAAUGGGCACUGCCAUACAAGAACCCCACAACAGCCGCCUCAACUAUGUCGACCUGGACCUGAUCCCUCCACUGGAGGCUCGAGGCAACGCUCCCGGGUCCAGCACAAACCGCCAGCACAGCUAUGCCCGCAUCAAGUUCCAAAACCUCAGAGAGGCUCCGAGUUCUUGCAGCAUCACUCCAGAGUCUCAGGUCAACCUUGGCCCCUGACCCUGCCUCCAAAGAGCUGCCCCACUCUCUGGAGUGGGACCUGCUCCUCCCUCCCCCGCAGCUGCAGGGCCAAGUGCCUUGUGUCUCCUUCCAGCCACAGAACCAGUUCCCUGUCCCCGGGCCCCAGAGCAAGAGGGCUGAAGUA
Messenger RNA from Ailuropoda melanoleuca (giant panda), 2012 nucleotides. RefSeq lists its product as uncharacterized. The record is from RefSeq and is a predicted model, not a curated record. The transcript has 3 exons. Gene Ontology annotation, cellular component: cytosol; plasma membrane. Gene Ontology annotation, biological process: insulin receptor signaling pathway. Gene Ontology annotation, molecular function: insulin receptor binding; phosphatidylinositol 3-kinase binding. Bases 299 to 1867 code for a protein of 522 amino acids. NCBI's taxonomy places the organism in Eukaryota, Metazoa, Chordata, Mammalia, Carnivora, Ursidae.